GCUUUAUCGAAAUUUCGUCUUCUGCAAAUAGAAAAGUUGUAUGGUAUUACGCAAAAAAUAUCGAAAACAUUCAAAACUAUAUUGAAUUUUUUAAUUCGAUUAAAUCAGAAUUAGUCGAGUUACUUAAAUCACAAGCGUCUAAACAUCCAAUCAAGUUUAAUUUAAAGCUGGAAGCUACAUACAAUAUUCCAAAUGUUGAUAAUACAUCAGAGAACCGUUCAUUUAAGACCUCAGCUAGACCGAUUUUUGCCGAAACUGGUGUACGGGAAAUUGUUGAAGAAGGCAUUAUAAAAUUAAUGGCUGAACAAGACGAAUAUUCUAGCAAGGGAAGUGGUUAUACGCUACAGUGUAUUGACUGAAUAUUAUUAGGUGUUUAUCAAUAUACGCCUAUGAGCGCAUCGUCUUAUAUUCCGUUACCGGACUUCAUUGAAAAGAAAAAAGCUGUAAUCAACCCGCAAAACUCAGACCAACAGUGCUUCAAGUGGGCAAUUUUAGCAAAACACGUUACGGGAUCGAAUAAACAACGUAUAGAAAAUUAUACAACGCACGAAGAAAAAUAUAAUUUUUCCGGUCUCACGUUCCCAACAAAAUUACAUCAGGUUAACAUUUUCGAAAAAAAUAAUCCUAAUGUAACUGUCAAUGUUUACGGACUCGAAAAACAUUUCCAACCACCGCAAAAAUUUCCGAAAUAUGAAGUGUUUCCAUUGAAGGUGGUAGAUGAAGAAAAAACAGAUCAUUUCGACUUGUUACUAAUAACCGAUGAUGAUGAAAAUUCUCAUUUUACCUACAUCUCUAAUUUUUCCCGACUGGUGCGAUCACAGAAAACCCGACAUAAUGGACGUGCUGUAUUUUGUAAACGGUGCUUUACAUCGUUUGAACCUCUAAAUAUUAAUAAAUAUGAAUUAAAUGAACGCAUACGAUUUGAAGAACACAAGUUAAUAUGCGGAACACACAAACCAAUUUUACCUCGAAUGCCUGCUCCCGGAUCGAUGUUAGAAUUCGACGCAUGGAAAAAAACUCAACGACAUCCGAUAGUUAUAUAUGCUGAUUUUGAAGCACUACUAAGAAAAUCCGAUGAAAAAUGUGGAAAUAAUACAAAAGCUAUUCAAAAACACGAGGCCAUGAGUUAUGCUUUUAUGGUUAAAGCAAAUAACGACGUUCCCGCAGAACUGCUUGAACAAUUUAAUAUUCCAACUCCACCUAUAAUUUUUCGUGGCGAUGAAGAUAAUCAGAAUGUGGGUGAACAUUUUGUGAAGAGUAUCGUUGAAAUAGCUGAAAACAUUGAAAAAUUACUACAAACCAACAUACCCAUAACCUUUACUGCAGAACAACAACAAGCACAUAAUUUAUGUAAGACAUGUAAUUUAUGUAAAAACGGUUUCUCUGUGGGAAACCAUAAAGUUGCUGAUCACUGUCACUUAUCGGGUAAAUUUCGACAAACAUUGUGUAAUACCUGCAACCUCAAGCUUCAAACACCAAAUUUUGUACCAUGUUUUUUUCACAAUUUAUCGAAUUAUGAUGCACAUUUUAUUAAAAAUUCAUUUCAUUUUCAAAACACGUUUCCAACAACUUUUCAAUACGGUUCAUCGACACAUUAA
Molecule: messenger RNA, 1598 nt
Organism: Aphis gossypii (cotton aphid)
Lineage: Eukaryota; Metazoa; Arthropoda; Insecta; Hemiptera; Aphididae
Exons: 2
Coding region: 390-1598 (402 amino acids)
Source: RefSeq, a predicted model, not a curated record